This is a messenger RNA of Anopheles nili, 2588 nucleotides long. RefSeq names its product protein borderless (gene bdl). NCBI's taxonomy places the organism in Eukaryota, Metazoa, Arthropoda, Insecta, Diptera, Culicidae. Gene Ontology annotation, cellular component: plasma membrane; axon. Gene Ontology annotation, biological process: dendrite self-avoidance; homophilic cell-cell adhesion; axon guidance. The coding region runs from base 1 to 2067 and encodes 688 amino acids. The record is from RefSeq and is a predicted model, not a curated record. The transcript has 8 exons. Gene Ontology annotation, molecular function: cell-cell adhesion mediator activity.
AUGAUUAAUAUGCAGCAAUUACCGGCGGUGCCGAGGCGGCACUGGUGGCCCACCGUCGCCCACGUGUCGCGGAUGCUGACUCUGCUGGCGCUGGCCGGCGCCAUCAGACCCAGCCAGGGCUACCUCGACGACCGCCAACCUGUCUAUCUUGAGGCGAAGAUCGGCGCGUACGUGAUACUGGACUGUCCGGUCGAUUUUCCGCAGGACGAUCCCAUCCCGUACGUGCUGCACUGGAACAAGGACAACAAACCCGUAUUCACGCUAUACGAUGGCGUGUUGAAUGCGUACGAAACGUUCAUCGGUCGCGUGACACUGCUCAACAACGACAUCCUGUACGGGAAGGCGUCCCUAAAUCUGACUUCGAUCCGUGAAAGCGACAACGGCUGGUACGAGUGCAAAGUAAUCUUCCCGAAUCGCGUCCCAAACAAGCGCAACAAUGGCACCUGGUUUCACAUUUCCGUCCAAGGUGGAACGCUGUUGCGCAUCCCACCCGUCAACCAGACGGUGCUUGAAGGUGACCCAGCGUUUUUCCACUGCGUUGUGCAAAACCCAGAGACGAUGUUUGUCGAUUGGUACAAGGAUAAUGUACCGCUGUUGGAGUACUACGAUCUGUCACACCGCUCGAUGAUGGGUCCUGAUGGUAGUCUUACGAUCAAUCCGACGCAGAUGAGCGAUCUCGGCUUCUUUACGUGUGAGGUUCGCAACACCGCCAACGACACGCAAUCAGCCAGUGCCUACUUGAAUGUGCAGUAUAAAGCGAAAGUGGUGUACGCACCUAAGGAGGUAUAUAUUCCGUUCGGUGAGUCAGCGGUGCUUGACUGCCAUUUCCGAUCGAACCCACCUCUGAAGAAUCUACGGUGGGAAAAGGAUGGCUUCCUGUUUGAUCCGUACAACGUGCAGGGUGUGUUUUACAAUCGCAAUGGCAGCCUUCAGUUCGACAAAGUGGAUGACUCACACGCGGGACGAUACUCCUGCACACCGUACAACGACCUCGGUACCGACGGGCCCUCGCCGAUGAUCAGCGUGAUCGUACAACGACCGCCAUUUUUCACACUUAAACCAAAGCUGGUGUACGUGACGAAGAUGGGUGGUACGGUCGAGAUGCAUUGCGACGCACGGGACCGAGAUGGCUACCACGUUCCGCAGAUUACAUGGGUUAAGAAAGAUGGCAGCCUACUCCCAGCUGGUCGAUAUGAGAUCAAUGGUGGUAAUAUGACACUCGAGGACAUCGUAGAGUCCGACCGGGGUAUCUACGGCUGUCAGGCAACGAAUGAGGCAGCCACAGUGACAGCUGACGCCGAGAUCAUGAUCGAGAACGUGUCUCCCAGGGCACCCUACAACCUGACUGGCAACAGUACCGACACGUCUAUAACGAUCCGAUGGGCGCCUGGGUACAUUAGGCAGUACCUCGAGUACAUCAUCUGGUAUCGGCUUGCGGAUGCACCUGAAUGGCGCACUCUGAAGGUCAGCAAUAAACACAUUCUUGAGGCGACGAUCACGAAUUUGCAGCCAGCCCGCGAGUACGAGUUCAUGGUUCUGUGCCAGGACAACUACGGUGAUGGCAUGUUCAGCAAGGCAUUCCGAUACUUUACCAAACCGACGGAAUUCGAACAGCCUGAGAAUGGGCUGCAGGAUGCGCUGCUGCAGUUCAGCCAGAUUGGGUCACCGCGAGGAUUGUACGUGCGCAAGGAACAUGACAACUUCGUCGCUUACUGGGAACCACCGGAGUUGGGAUUGGAUCAGUUGCGCUUCUACAUCCUACGUUGGUGGGUCGAACCACAGCACAAACUGUACGGUAGCGCGGAGACCUCCGAGACGCACUACGUUCUUGAGAACCUGGACGAGGACAUGUUGUACACGGUUCAGGUGUUCGCUCUGUCGACGACGAACUACACUAGCGGUAGCAACGAUGUCGAGCUUUUCGUGUACCCGUACCGCCGAGUUAAGGUGAUGACGGUCAGUGGCGUCCUGAUACUGCUGUUUUGUCUCGUUGUCAUCAGCACGCUCCUCUACAUGAAGCGCAAGCGAAUCCGGCAGUUGCGUGAGGCGGAAAACGUGAAAAUAUGAACACCGUGUCCUGUAGCCGUGUCCCCGUUCCCACCUCAAUUUCCACACAUACUCACGGUGCGAGUGAGUGAAACGCCCACGAAGAGAACGUCCUCAACCACCUCUCGCUGCUGAGACCCGAUUUUAGGAACUGCCCUGCCAAAACCAGCUGCCCAUAAGGACGAAGUAGUGUAGCAGCAAUUAUCAUACCCGUCGUUAUCAUCGCCGUUGUAGACUGUAGUUUAGAGGAAAGCUAGAAAGAGGAAAGAGACGGAGAGAGAGAGAGAGAGAGAGAGAGAGAGAGAGAAGAAGUGAAAGUAUGUUGCUUUAAUCGCCAACCAGCACGAACCACGAUGCGGAAACGAGCCCAAUAUUUCGUAAGGAUGGGAAGUAUUAUUACCGAGGAAUGGAAGUGGAAGUGGAAUGCAUUAGCAGUAGUGGUUCACGGACCCUUAGGUACUAUCGUGAAAUAGUAGAACGUUUUGUUUACUCUAGCGCGAAUGAAUGAGAUCUUGUCAUUAAUACUAAAAAUAAACGAAUUU